Conger conger (European conger) is the source of this 1863-nucleotide messenger RNA. It is a transcript of the gene neurod1, whose product is annotated as neuronal differentiation 1. Gene Ontology annotation, molecular function: protein dimerization activity. The record is from RefSeq and is a predicted model, not a curated record. Gene Ontology annotation, biological process: regulation of DNA-templated transcription; nervous system development. The coding region runs from base 112 to 1176 and encodes 354 amino acids. NCBI's taxonomy places the organism in Eukaryota, Metazoa, Chordata, Actinopteri, Anguilliformes, Congridae. The transcript has 2 exons.
CAGCAGCACCACUAUAUAACCUGAGCAUCCACCACGCGCCCAGUCACAAUACUCCAAAGGACCUGUCACGCACCCAGAGGGGCAUGAACCGCUAAUAACGAGACAUCCCGCAUGAAAGAGUGUUCGAUCAUGACAAAGUCAUUUAACGAAGAAAGUAUGAUGCCAGAGUCCAAGAGCACAAACUGGACUGAUGAAUGUCUGAAUUCCCAAGAAGAACACGACAUGGAAAAUGAAAACGGUGAACACGAGGAGAUGAGCAAAGACGAUGAGGACGAGGAUGAAGAUGCGCUCAACAGAUUGGAAGAUGAUGAAGAAGAAGAGGACGAGGACGAGGAAGAAGGAGAUGAACAGAAACCGAAGAGACGUGGACCGAAGAAGAAAAAAAUGACAAAAGCUCGGCUCCAAAGGUUCAAAUUGAGGCGCAUGAAGGCUAACGCGCGUGAAAGAAAUCGCAUGCACGGUCUCAAUGACGCGCUUGAGAGUUUGCGUAAAGUUGUACCGUGUUACUCUAAAACUCAGAAGCUUUCAAAAAUAGAAACCCUAAGACUGGCUAAAAACUACAUCUGGGCUCUUUCUGAAAUCCUGAGAUCGGGUAAAAGCCCGGAUUUAAUGUCCUUUGUCCAGGCCCUAUGCAAGGGAUUAUCACAACCGACCACUAAUUUGGUAGCGGGCUGUCUCCAGCUGAACCCCAGAACUUUCCUUCCCGAACAGAGCCAGGAAAUACCCUCUCAUAUGCAAACUGCAAGUGCUUCCUUCUCUGCCCACCCAUAUUCCUACCAAACUCCCGGUCUUCCUAGCCCUCCUUAUGGUACAAUGGACAGCUCCCAUGUAUUCCACGUCAAGCCGCACUCUUAUGGCAGCGCACUAGAACCGUUCUUUGAAAACCCUCUCACAGACUGCACUAGUCCCUCAUUUGAUGGACCACUGAGCCCACCUUUGAGUGUGAAUGGGAACUUUUCUUUUAAGCACGAGCCUUCAUCAGAAUUUGAAAAGAACUAUGCCUUUACCAUGCACUACCCAGCAGCUGGACUGGCGGGACCCCAGGGUCACGCCUCCCUUUACGCAAGCUCCGCGCAGCGUUGUGAGAUACCGAUGGAGAAUAUUAUGUCAUACGACGGACAUUCUCACCACGAGAGAGUUAUGAACGCUCAGCUUAAUGCUAUAUUUCAUGAUUAAGGAAUCAUUCAAUCAUACAAUGAAACAUUAUCGCUCUUUUUAAAAGCGUGUUCGGGUAUCACUGAUGCAAAUAUUAUACGUUUGAAAUGAUGUAUGUAUUUAUUAUUGUUACUGCCUUUGGGAGAAAUGGGAAUUCAUAUUCCCAUUGACGUUAUGUACUAUACCCUAUAGCGCUUCUAUAUUAAGGUCACAAUGGCAAAUUGGUGUGGCCAGGUUCAUAAUGUGUUGAUCCUAUGAUCCAUAAAACAAAAUCCACAAGCAAUAAUUAGGAAACUAUGCAAUUUUUAAUCUAAUAAUGGGCCAAUUAAAUAAAGAUAUAUAUUUUUUUCAACCAGCAUUUUAGUAUUUAUCUAUCCCAUAUCGAAUUAUUUUGGUGUGAUUUUGUACAGAAUUGUUAAUUAACUUUUAUAAGAUCUAUGACAUACUGUAUCCCAUGCAACUCCAUUAAUGAUUUAUAAAACAUAGAGGAAUCUGUUGUUCAAUAAUAAUAGUAACAAUGAAGUGAAAGUAAUAAUCAAAUUUAAUAACCAGCAUAGACGUGCUUAGAAAUCUAUGUUGCCUUGGCACUUCUUUACUGUAAAAUCACGCAAUGUUGCACAUCACUGAUUAUUCCAUUACACAAAAAAAUGUCAAAAGAUUGAACGCUGCGAAAUAAAUAAAUAAAUUGAGUAUGACGUGUGACUAUCA